Plasmodium fragile is the source of this 777-nucleotide messenger RNA. RefSeq lists its product as uncharacterized. Bases 1 to 777 code for a protein of 258 amino acids. Lineage: Eukaryota; Apicomplexa; Aconoidasida; Haemosporida; Plasmodiidae. The transcript is spliced from 2 exons. The record is from RefSeq and is a predicted model, not a curated record.
AUGAAGUACAGUUUUCUCGUGUUUCUCGCUUUAUGUGCCGCUUACGGCAACAAUGUAGCGGUGUUCACAACUACGCAGACGCCACCUGGAGAUUCUGCUGUUACGCAAUCCACUUCCACUGACCAGGUGACGGGAACCGGGCAUGUAACAUCGUCUGGAGAAGGGUCGCACUCUGGAUCAUCUGAAAGUGCACAAAAAGGUCCUCAAGCAGACAAUCUGCAAUCGACUGGAUUCAGUGCACAAAGUCAUGAACCAACAAAUCCACAAGGGGGUGGAUCCCAUAGCGGAGGCUCCGCCGCACCCGCUGCCAGCGGAAGCAGUUCUCCCAGUUCCCCAGCAAGUCCAAGUGCACAGGCUGCGGCAAGUCAGGUUCAACCCAUCACCAAGAAAGCCGAGAUUAAGUCUGCACUGCUAAAGAACUUCACAGGGGUGAAGGUGACGGGUCCCUGCGAUACAGAGGUAGGACUGUUCCUCAUUCCUUACAUUUACAUUUCUGUGAAGGUCGCGGACAACGACAUAGAACUGUCUACCAAGUUCCCCAACGCGGAUAACAUAAUGGUACAGUUUAGUGAUGACGGCAAAACCAUGACUAACAAAUGUGAUAAGGAUCCUCAAAAGACGUUUAAGUUUAUAGUGUACCUGGAGGACAACAUACUGACCCUCAAGUGGAUCGUCUACCCGUUAAGUGACAGUAAGGAUAAGUGGAGCAGAAAAAUAAGAAGUGGGGGCAUCCGUAUCAGGAGUACGGGGAAACAAAAAAAAAAAAAGUAUACCUAA